Messenger RNA from Morone saxatilis (striped sea-bass), 13227 nucleotides. It is a transcript of the gene pcnt, whose product is annotated as pericentrin. The record is from RefSeq and is a predicted model, not a curated record. Gene Ontology annotation, molecular function: molecular adaptor activity; DNA binding. Bases 155 to 12757 code for a protein of 4200 amino acids. Gene Ontology annotation, biological process: signal transduction. Lineage: Eukaryota; Metazoa; Chordata; Actinopteri; Moronidae. The transcript has 62 exons.
UAUUGAAUAUUAUCUGUUGACAGUUGUUCCCGAAGAAAGCUCAAAGAUUUUUUUUGUUUUAGCCGACUUAUGCUACAAGAGAAGGUCUGCUGUGCCUUUCAGCUGAAUUGGGACGCAUGUCCUGAACCUCUCACAGCUCCACUUAAACCGAGAGAUGGAUGAAGAUGAACGGCAGAGGAAACUAGAGGCUGGGAGAGCGAAGCUUGCUAGCUUCCGACAAAAGCGGGCGAAAGGCGACGGUGCGGGGGCGGCGAAAAAGACGCAGAAGAGGAAGGGCCAGACUGUCUCGCAGAAUGACGGCACAGCGCAAGACCGUCGCGUAGAACCGGCAGCUCCUUCAGCCAGUGAUGCAGAGCUGAGCAACAAGACCAACCAUGAGGAACCCCAGCAGGCAGAGAAAUCGCAGGUUCAGCAGAACCAGCGACAGAAGGAACAGCCCCCCGUUCCAGAGCAAAGCCCGUCCCCUGUGGAAGAUUUUAGAGAAGAGGAGCUAGUUGCUCUCACUGGAAAAGAGCAGCUCAAGCAGUUACAGCAGGCUGUGGAGAAACGUAAUGAGAUAAUUGCCAAGCUCAGCUCCAACCUGCAGGAGGCCCUGGCCAGUAGAGACAAGGUACAGCUAGAGGCACAGUCACUUGCUGGGCAGAUUCAGGCGUUACAGAGACAGCUCCAGCAGACCAGUGUAGAGUUCCUUCGCAUCAAAAGUCAGUCAGGGCCUGAAGUCCUCAACAGUCAUAGACAACAGCAUCAGCAUGGCCAUUGCUCUCAAGAUGCAGACAUCAAUCCUAAGGAGGCACCAUCAGGGGAAUCAGGGAGUGCAGGACCUGGCUUCCAGUCAAGUGUUGAAGGCUUCAGCACUGACAUUGAAAGUGAUACAGAUGCUGUUCUCCGUAAACUGAGGGCUGAGCUGGAAGAAGAGAGGGAGAAUAGCCAACGCGUAUGUGCUGAACUAGCGAAGGAGAUGGAUAAACACCAACAUGUGCUUUCUUUACUGGAGAAGGAGAAGAAAGGCAGGGAAGAGGAGCAAAAAGAAAGGGAGGCACAGUUGCAAGACCUCCAGGUCCAACUUAGCUCAGUCCAAACUCAGUGCCUUGAGAUGCAGCAGUACAAGAUAGAGAAGGAGAAGCUGAACAGAGAAGUCCUGGAGCUGAGGAAAAGGCUUCAUGAGGAAGAAGAUUCUGCCCUUCGUCUCCAGAGCCUUGAGGAGGAAAGACAGAGACAGGAGGAGGAGAUACAGAGGCUUAAAGAGGAGCACAGAGAGGAGGUGGAGAGAGUCAGGCAGGUGUUGGAGGAGAGGGAGAAAGAACUGAAGUUUAGAGAGGAAGAGGUCAACGGACUCAAAGCUUCUAAGAAUCGGCAGAACCAAGCGAAAGCUGGUUUUAGUUGUGAUGAAAGGUUUAGCAUAGAUGAGGCUAAUCUGGAAAGCGGACCUGAACACGACGACACGAAUGUAUCAAUACCUGGGGAUAUUACGAUGGAGCGCUACUUGUCUUCAGCUCCUCUUGCACACUCACAAUCUUCCGUGGUGAAUGAAAGCUUUGAACACUGCAGUCAGCUGGACAUCUCUGCGGACUACAGUUUUGAGCUGAACAGUGAAGUGUUGGGAGAUGAGCCUCUGUUGUCAAUUUCGAACCGUUUCCCUGAAGAAAACGACAACCUCCACAACAGUUCUAGCCCACUCUGCUCCCCUGGCGUCCCUGUGGCUGAUAAUUCCAACCCUCAGUCUCCAUCUCAGUGGCUUCACAACUCCACUUCCGCCGAACUAGAGAUGAGUAAACUGUCCGAGCAGCAGUUUGAGGAGACCGACCUGGAAAAAGAGCUGCUGAAUCAGCAAUGUGGUGAGCUCCGUGAGGAGCUUGCUCUUAAGGACAGGGACUUGAAUGUGUUGAGAGAGGAAAUCAUCAAGACUGCUGAAGAGCUGGAGGAGGCCAGAGACAGGUGGGCCCAAGUAACAGAAGAGCUCAGGCAGGCUCUCUGGGAACUUGAAGAGGAGAAGGAGAAGAGGAGACAUGUUGAGGAGGAGGUGACCUUGAAAGACCAUGAACAAGACAACCUGAAGAACAAACUCAAUGCCUUAAUGGAAGAAAAGGAAAAGGAGAAUGCAGUAAUGUCGAUGGGAAAGAAGGCUGCUGAAACCUCUCUGCUGGUCCCGGCUACCCCUUUAUCAGAAGAGGGAGAUAAACUGGUAGGGGAGCUUAGAAAUGAUCGGAAGAAGGAGGCUGCACUCCCGUCUCAUCAAAAACAGCAGGAGCUGCUGUUAUUGUCUCUGCAGGAGAUAAAGCAGGCUUCAGAAUCUGCCAAACACAGCCCAGGGCUCAGAGAUGACAACCAGCUGCAAACACUGCAGGCUCACUGUGAACUUCUCCUGUCCGAGCUAGAAGAAACAAAAACAACAAAUAAAACCACAGCAUCCCUACUAAGUCAAAGGACUAUGGAAUUGAAUGAAACAUUAAAGGCGCUCGAAACUACUCGUGCACAGAUUCUAAAUGUUCAAACAGAGGUGGAAAGGUUGCGGGAAGAGCUGGAGAAGAGCCAGGGCAGUCUGGACAAUGCUCAAAAAGAGAAGAAUGAACUGGAAUCGGAGAUUGUCUGUAUGAGACAAAACCUGGCCAACCUGGAGGAGGCCCAAGCCCAGGCUGUGCAGGAGAGGGAAGAGCUCAGGAGAAAAGAAGUGGAGAUGGAUGAACGGAUAAAACAAAUGGAACAAGUCUUAGAGGAGGAACUGGAGCAGUUUGAGAACCUGCUAAAAGCCAAAGAUGUUGAGUUGACUGAAGGGAGGGAGAAAUGGGAGGAAGAGAGGCAGGAGAAGGAUAAAGAGCUCCUUGAUGUGAAGCAUCACCUGGAGGAACAGAGGAGGGAGAUGGAGGAGGAGGUGAAGGCUCUCCUGGAGAAGCAGGUCUUGGCUGUUGAGGAGGCUACGGAAAGGCUCAAGACAUCUCACCAACAGGAGAUAAAAGACUUGGUGGAAAAACAUCAGCAAGAGAUUUCUCAGUCAAACACUGACCUAGAGUCAAAGCUGCUGAAGCAGCAGGCCAUUAUGGAGGAAGAACAGAAAAGACAGAUCAGCCUAAUCAAACAGGUGACUGAACGUGAACACGAGAGGAUGGUUUCAGAGCUGUCUGCCAAACACAAUGAAGAACUUAUUCAAUUGAGGGAAAGCAUGGAGGCUGCCCACCAGGCUGAACUGCAGCAGGCACAGGUCCAAAAGACAAGUGAGCUUGAAACCUUGCAUCUGAGCCUGACCAAUGUCCACAUGUCACAGCUGGAGCACUCCCAGGUAAACUUUCAGCAGGAGCAGGAAUCUACUCUCACCAAAGUCCAGACCUCCCUGAGGGAAACAUUUUCCCAGGAAAGUGCACUCCUGCAAGCCCGGCAUCAGUUAGAACUGGACCAGCUUAGAAAGCAGAACCAGGAACAGCAGGAGGAACUGCGUGAGCUGGAGAAACUGCGUGAGCUGCACCAACAAGACACAAAUGAGCUGAAGCAGCAGUGGGAGACUUCUGUUGCUCAGGAGAGAGCGGUCAUGGAAGAAAAGCAGGCCAAAGAGAUACAGGCUCUAAGGUCACAGUGGGAUAAAGACACUGAGAGCAACCAGUCAAACCUACAAACAUCUCUAUCAGAGACCCAGAACAGCCUUGCCGCCUCCCAGACCGAACUUGCCAGCAUCCAGGCCUCUCUCACCCAGACCAAAAAAGCUCUAACUGAAGCCCAGGCAGCUCUAUCUCAGACCCAAUCAGAGCUGCAGGAGUCACGGGCCAGGCUGGAAGAACUCCAGACCUCCAGUAAGGAGCAAAACCAGAAACAAGAGGAGGAGUUGAAACAAGCCUGGGCUGACAGAGACGCUGCUGCCCGUGCUCUCGAGGAGUUGGUUUUGAGUCAUAAGGCAGUGCUGCAGGAGAGAGAGCAACAAGCACUCCACCUAGAGGAGAAGGAACGCCAGCUGCAGCAAGAGGUUCUACGCCUACAGGAGGAGAAGACCCUGCUGAAACAGAGGUCAGAACAGGAAGUAGGUCAGCUGUGGACCCAGUUGGAGAGCAUGAGGACAAGUCGUCAAGAGUUGGGAGAGCUGAAGGAGCAGCUGCUCGCUCGCUCAUCUCGCGUUGACGACAUUGAGCGCCUUAAGACAGAGUUUAAUGAUCAAAAACAGGAAAUCAAAGAGCAGAAUGAGGCUGAGCUGGAAAGCCUGAGGAGGUACUUUGAGCAGCGAUUGCGGGUAACAGAGGAGAGCUACAGAGAGGAAAUUGCUCUGCUCCAACUGAGGCUGGUGGAAAGAGCCUUGGAGGAAUCUGUGUUAAAAACCACAGAUGACAGUUUCAUAUCUCAAGGCCAAGCUGAAGAGGAAGAAGAGCAUGUGCUUUCUGAUACUGGCCUCAAAUUGGAGAAACACAAGGAAGCGCUUGAAAGUUUGCACCUUCAGCUGGAGGAGAAACACACAAUGGAGCUUUCCGAUCUAAGAUCUUCAAUGGCUCUUUCCUUUAAGGAAGAGGUGCAACAGAUGCGCUCCGACCUCACUGACCACUACUAUGAUGAGCUGCAGGAAAUGAAGACUCGUCACGCACUGGAGCUGGAGCAACUCAGAGCCAAACUUUCUGACCGUCACUUACAAGAGAUUACCAGAGUUCGUUUGGAGGCAGCAAAGCAGGUUGAGGUGGAAGUGGAACAAAGGAUGUGGUGUCACACUGAGGAGCUGCAGACAAGGAUGACCAUCAUCCACAACCUGGAGGGCAGAUUGGCUGCCUUGAGUAAACAACAUGAUGCAGAAAUGCAAAGGAACACACAAAAGUUGAAACAGGAAUUUGCUGGGGAGCUCAUUCUUCUGGAGGAAUCUCUGAAACAAGAGCGAGAGCAUGUGCAGGAGGAGAUGAAGAAGCUGAGAGAAGAGCUCCAAGAGAAGCAUGAAGCUGAGCUCUCUGCCCUCAGAUCAGACCUUGACAGAGACACUGAAAAGGAGAGGACAUGCCUUGAAAAAGCACUUCACGAGGAGAAAGAGAAGUUAAAGUCUCUACAGGCUGCCCUGGACAGCGAUGAGAGUCCACAGGUCCUAAUAGUAAGGCAGAGACUGGAGGCCCAGUAUGACAGUGAGCUGCAAAGGGCAAAGAGCUGCAUGGCAGCAGAUAUCAAGGAACUCACUGCUCUCCUUCAGGAGCAGGGUGAGGAGCGGCUACACCAAGCCCAAGAGAGGUUCCAAGAGGAAAAAGCAGUGUUGGAGCAGAGUUUGGCCCAAAAAUAUGAAAUCUCUCUGGCGGAGCUAAAGAAAAAACAUCAAACUGAGCUGGAACAUGAAAGAGCAACACUACUGAACAAACACUCCCAAGAGAUGGACACACUCGGUGCCAAACACAAAGCACAACUAGAUUCACUCAGUGCCAGUCACACAGAUCAGCUUGCAGCUAUGGCCGUUGAGCUUGAAUCCAAACACAACGCUGAGCUUGUUGCCUUGGAAGCAGCCGUCAGUUCCAAACGAAAGGCAGACGUUGAAAGUCUGGAGGCCAUCUUUCAGGAGACCAACCAGGCUCAGCUGGAGGCUUUAGAAGCCGAGUUAGCUCGCAAACACCAGGAAGAGAGGGAUGAGCUGGAAAAGAGGAUGCUGGGUAAUAUGGACACUUUGGAGGCCACAUACCUGAAAGAAGUGCAAAGUCUGCGUGAUGAAAUGGUGCAACUUGAAGAGAAGCAUCGUCAAGACAUGAAUCGCCAGAAGUCAGAACAUCAGCAGACAAUGGAGCGCCAUUCUGCAGAGCAGCUAUCCAUGAGGGAGGAACUGAGGAAAGAGUUGGCUCAGGUGCACAUAGAGAAGUUUAGUGCCAUGGCAGCAGAGCUCAGCCAUGUUCACAAGACUGAGCUGGCUGCUCAAAAAGAGGCCUUAGAUACUGAACACUGCAGAGCCCUGGAGACCCUUAAGAAGCAGGUUUUAGAACUAGAGCAACAACACAGCACUGCUCUCCAGGAGCUCUCACAAACCUACACUGCAGAGAAAGAACAACUCAUCGAACAGCAUCAACUCCAGCUACAGGAGUUGAGGGGUGCCUCUGCGCGGGAAUUGGAGGCAUGUCGCAGAGAGCUUGACGAGGAGUCAUCAAGGCAACGUCAGCACUUCCUAGAGGAGGUGGAUCUCCUCAAAGUCCAAUCAGAGGAGAGACUACAGGACAGGAUUAAUCAACUGAUGACGGAGUUUGAAGAGCAGAAGCAGCGGAGCUUUGAGGACUCUGUGAGGCGGUGGCUGCAUCAGACGUGUUUGAUGGGAGGGAGCGGGAGGGAGAGGGAAAAAGAGAGGGAACAUGUUAAAGGCGAGGGAGAGAAUGAAGGGGUCGAAGAACGGAAGCUGCGAGCAGAAGUUGGUUGUCUGCAGGGAGAGUUGAAGGGAAAGAGUGCUGAGAUGGAGACUUUGGACACUCUCCUCCAACGAAGGGAACGAGAGAGUCAGGAGGGAGGCAACCUUCUAAAGAUGCUCACUGACGACUUACAGACUGCUAAAGAGGAAAGGUGUAAACUGCACCAGGCCAAUGAAAAGCUGAGGAAGGUGCUGAUUGAGAUGAUUCGCAGCACCAUCGCAACUGAAGAGCUGAUUGGACAAAAGAUCAGUGCCAGAGCCAAAACAUCUGAACAGUCGACCCACCAGAGGAGCUCAACAGGGAACAGAGAUGCACAAGAAUCAGGUAUUUCGGUUGCAGACUUGUCUGCAGAUGACAUGGAGCUGACCCACCUUCUUUGUGAAAGCCUGCUGGUUUCAGACACUCAGAUCAAUCCUGGGGGAGAAGAAGCAGCUCUGAAUGCCUGCAACAGACUGCGUCUCACUGUUGACACGCUGCUAGAGCUGCUGAACCAGGCCAACACACAGCUGGAGCAGACUCAUGAUUUCCACCUUUCUCUGGAGGAAAAGUUCUCACAGGGCAGAGAAGACUCCGCCCAUCUCCUUGAGCAGCACAAGCUCCUAUUGGAGCAGCUCGAUCAGGAGGCGAGGCUGAAGAGUCAACUCCAGCUGGAGCUCCACAAGGCAGAGGGGCUUCUGGAUGGCUAUGUGGCUGAGAAAGCAGUCCUGGAGGAAUCUUUGCAGCAGAAAGAGACACAAGAAGAGAGACUAGUGGAGGAACUGGAGGACCUGAAGGUGAAGCUGCACCAGAUGCAGGGCCUCACAGCAGAGUUGGACAGCCUCAGACUAAAGCACCAGGAGCUCAGUGAGGAGCACACACUUCUCCUGCGCCAGAAGGAGCAUCUCUCCGCUGGACUGGGGGAGAGGGAGAAAGGCCAUUGGCUCAGUUUAGAUCCUGAUACAGCUCUGCUGGCGGAGACGGAGCGUUUGACUCAGGAUAGGCUGGACUUGCAGCGGCAGGCUGAGAAAGACCGCAGCUCUCUAUCCCUGCGCCUCAGGGCCCUGGAGAGAGAGCUAGACGAGCAGGAAACAAAGGGCCUGGAGACAGAGCAGCACCACAAGACCCACACCGAAGACCUCAACCAGCGUGUCCAAGCACUUGAGAAACAGCUGAAACAUGACCGGCAGUUUAUAGAGGAGCAGGCUGUAGAGCGUGAACACGAGAGAGACGAGUUCCAGCAGGAGAUCCGAAGGCUGGAGGCCCAACUCAGACAGACAGCCAGUGUGGAUAACAAAGGACACAGGUUUGAGGACUUGGUUCUUCAGGUGGAGAGUCUACAAGCUAUGAUCAAAGACAAAACAGAGGACCAUGCCUCCUUGUUCACAGCCAAUCAGCAAGCCCAGCGCGACCUUGCAGAACGCAAUGAGGAGAUAGACAAGCUAGCCGGGCGAAUCCGAGAGCUAGAGCAAGCGCUGCUUAACAGCACUGAGAGUAAUAGAUCUAUGAGUCAACUGGAACAAGAGCUCCACAGAGCAAAGUUGAGAGAACAGGAGCUCACACAAGAUAAGCAGGCACUGGAGCAGCAGCAGCUCGCUAACAGGCUUCAGAUCUCUGCCUUGCAGUCCAAACUGGAUGAGACGAGACACUGUUACCAUGACAACGCGCGUGACCCCACUCAGGAGCUUAGGGAUGCCCUGGACACCGCUCAGCAGGGCCUACACAGCAAAGAGCAAGAGGUUGAGGUCCUGCUUGGCCAACUAGACAAUGUGCAGAGGGACUUGAACAUCAAAGAGGUUGAACUAAAACACCUCACCUUACAGCUAGAGCUACUGACCAAUCAGAAUACAGCUAAUGUUAACGAGCUCCAAGAACAGAUUGCUGCCCUAAAGGAGAAUGUCUCUGCUCUCACCAUACUGAAGGAGGAGAAAGAGGAACAAAGUGAGUUGGAGGACACAGAGGAAGAGACCCUCCCCGCAGCAUUACUCCAGGAGAAAAAUCAGGAGAUCGACCACCUCAACAAUGAGAUCCAAACACUGGAACAAGAGCUGGAGAACACCAGGGACAAUAAGGUUUUGGAGGCUGAGCUUGAGGACCUGCGCUCACAGGUGGAACACCUUCAGUCUGAGAUUAUGAGAGUGCGUGAGGACAAACAGGAAGAGGAGGAGCGCCUUCAUGAGGUCAUCAGCACACUGCAGGCGGAACUCGCUACAUUGGGCCCCAACCUGCAUGAAGUCAGUGACUCUCAGGAUGGCGACAGCAUCAAUCCCUCACCGGCCCCCAGCCCCGAACCUCACCACUAUACCAUCCAGGAACAAGAGCGUAAGGGAGGCCCGAACAGCCUGAAGCAAGAGCUCAGUUUGACUCAUUCUGCCUCGUCUCGUUCCCUUCGAUCUCGUCUGAAGGCCCUUCAGAGUCAGCUGGAGACUGCGGUGGCUGAGAAAGAAGGACUGGAGCGAUUACUGCUCACCCAGGAGGAAGAGUACAGAGGACAUGGUGAGGAGUUCGGAAAGAGGCUGAAGGCUGAGAGGGAGAAGGCAGAUGAACUCCAGGGUCUCCUCACCAUCAAAGAAGCUGAGCUGGAGGAAAUCAAAGCCCAGAUAGAAGUGGAGAGAGAGAAGAGGAAGCUAUCUGAAGAGGAGAGGGACAGCUGCAAAAUUCAACCCGAAGAGAUGAGCGCCCUACACGAGAAGAACGGCCAACUCAACUCUCUGAUCACGGAACUCCAAAAGAAAGAACAGGAGCGUGUGAGUGAGAUCCAGACUCUAAAAACAAAGGAGCAGGAGAUGAAAACAGAAAUGGAAGUCCUCAGAGAAACCAGUCUCACUCUUGAGAGACAAAUCCAGGAGGUGCGAGCCGAGGUGGUAGAAAUGGAGGAACUGGUUGCUGAGGAAAGAACAAAGAUCAAAAACCUUGAGACUGCAAAGGGAGAACUUUCUGCUGAACGGGAGGCGCUGAGGAGAAGGGAGGCGAAACUCCAGGAGGAUAUUAAAAGGCUCAGACAGGAAGUGACUUCAAUGAGAGCUUGUAUCCAGGACCUGACAGCUCAGCUUAAUGAGAAGGAAACCAGCCAAGAAGAGGCUCACAAGGAAGUGCUGACUCAUGCUGAGGUGACCCUGGCUAAAGCAGACGCUGCCUUGAGACAGAAGGAGGCUGAGCUUGCCAGACUGAGUACCGAGCAUCAGGCUCUGAGGGCGGAGCUGACUGCGGUGAAACAGGGUUUAAGUUCCAGUACAGAAAGAGCUGAGAAACUACAUGAGGAAGGACAGACCAAAGACCUUGCCCUCGUAGACCUGGAGACUGAUAACCAGAGGCUGAAAGAGCAGCUUCAAGGUUUACAAGAAGAUUUGGCUGUACAGGAAGAGGAACUGGCCUAUCGGCAAAGAGAACUACAGCAACUCAGACAACACUGUCAACAGCAGGACACGCUUCCUCACCAACAAGGAUACACCAACAAGGAUAUUUCUCACAGAGCUUUUGAGGACAUUGUAAGCGUCUCUCGAGAAGAAGCAUCACUGAGCUCUCCAGAGGUUUUAAGGAGACUCGAAUGCUCCGAAGACAGAAUCCCAGAACGGUUCCACGCCUCUGUUCUCGGCUCUCGUCUGUCUGAGAUCAGUGCUCUGAACAGCACGGACCUGGAUCUCCUCCAGGUCAAGACCUCUCCCAGGGUGGUGAUGGAGCCUCCACACUCCAGGACCAUCACACCAGAUCCAGCCACACACAGUACCCACUCCCCAGGCUCCAUGUCUGACAACUUCUCUAUGCUCGACUCACUGGACACUGACAAAGUACGUGAGUUGGAAGAACUUGACCUAACAGCGCCUCCUUCUCCUCUCGGCUCCACCUCCUCUUUGUCGGCACCAGAAUGGGCCAGUGAUGGAUAUGGCAGCAAUGUGAGUUCAGAAUUGGGUGCGAGGUUGAAAGUGGAGCUGGAACAGACUGAAAGGCUGGAUGCUCAGUUUGUUGAGUAUCUCCGCUGCAGAGGAAUUAACCCUACAGUUAACACAGAUAGUGCUGCAGGCAGUAUGAGCUACAGUGAUGACCUGUUGUCACCUGAGCUUCAGGCUCUGUUGAAGAAAGUGUAUCAAGAAAGCUGCAGAAUUCUCACUUUGUCCCAGCGUCGUUUUACUUCCUCAACCCAUCCUCAUGUCUCAGACUUAAAAGCCUUCUCAUUGAGUCACACACAGCACCGUUCUGAAGAUAGCUCCACCCUACUGGACCACCGGGACAAAUCAUCCUCCAACCCCCCCAUGAGCUGGGAGCAGGAGAAGAGGGCACUGCAGGAGACUGUGAUUGCUCUCCGAGAGCUGCUCUGUCGAAUGGCACAGAGACAUACUCAAACUGACUACAGAGGUGAUGAUGACUGGCACAGAGAUCAACUCUGUGGACAGUUUGAGUUCCAACUGAGGGCAGAGCUGGAUGAGAGCCAGAAACAACUGAAAUGUGCUUUCGACACUCAGCAAGAGCAAAAGAACAAAAUACAGUCACUCAGGUUGGCUCUAGAAGAAUGUGAGGAGGCCUUGAGGAGGGAGCAGACCAGAGUCCAGGAGCUUCAACAACAACUGGAGCAGGAGAGAGCUCUGAGUCUCCGUAAGGACCGAGAGGAGGAGGAAAGGAGAGGGGCUGUGCAAGUAUCUUCUGAGCAGCAGAGGUCAGAGGUCAUGACUCUGAAGGGUCAGGUGGAGCAGGAGAGGGUGGCCUGCAGCAACCUCAGACAGGAGCUUCAGAUUGAACAGUCCCGCAGUGUGCUGCUGGAGAAACGUCUAGACGACACCCAGAAGGAGCUAGAAGAUGAACGCCAACUUUCCGUUCACCAACGAGAAGUCAGCUUGCAAGAAAAGACUCGUCUUGAGCGCCUCCUGACUGAAGGAGAAUCUCGCACGGCAGAAAUUCACUCUAAGCUCGCAGACGCUCACAGGAAGCUUGAUGAAGAGAGGGACCGUUACUCCAGGCAGGUGGAUGAACUCAGCCGUAGACACAAGGCGGAUGCAGACAGAGAAAGGAAGUUCAUCUCCGACAUGCGCGCCCAGCUAGAGCAGGAGAGAAGGCAGGGGGAGGAGCUGGCAUCUGUGAUGGACAAACUUAGGGCUGAGCUACUGCAAAGCAAAAGGAAAUGGGAAGAGGAGGACAGAACUAGGAGGGAGGAGCUGCAGAGGAUGCAGGAGGCCGCCACCCGACAUCGUGUAGCUAUGGAGACUUUGAAGGAGCAGAAACAGGAAGCCACCCGUGCUUUAGAGGUGGAGCGAGAGCGGUCCAGAUGCCAUGGGGUGGAGCUGGCUGAGCUGAAGGAGAGACUGCGACUGCUGAAGGACAAAGAGAGGGAGAGGGAGGAGCAAUGGGAGAGAGAGAGGAGGAAUGGGAGGCAAGAGCAGAUGGAGAGGGAGAGACGACAGGAGAGGACCAAUAGCAAACUGUGUGAGUUGGAGUUGUUGAGGCAACAGGACCAGCAGCGCAUGCAAGAGCUGCAGCGUACUCUGGCCGACCUGGAAAGAGAGGAGAGAGAGAUGGCUGCUCAGAGGCUGUCUGGACGAACUACAGGGCAGCAACACAAGGCUGAAUCCCCGCAGCAUCUCCACAGCAACUUCCAGACAGGCAGCACACAGCAAAGCCAGCAGAUGCCGUCCAUGCCGUCGUCACCCAAUCUGCUGGAAAGGUUGUUGAAGGAGAACUCGGAGCUGACGGAGCGUGUGACAUCACUAAGUCAGGAGAGAGCCACCCUUAGACAUAGACUCACGGGCCUGGAGCGCCAGCUGCGGCGCACAGAGAAUGAGCUUGCCAAGGUCGCCACAGAAACUGAAAACAGACCCAUCAGUGACGUGAUCAGCAACAGCAAGGUGCAGCGUUUGUAUGAGCGCUACCUGCGGGCUGAGAGCUUCAGGAAAGCUCUAGUGUACCAGAAACGUUAUCUGCUGCUGCUGUUGGGAGGUUUCCAGGAGUGCGAGCAGGCCACACUGUGUCUCAUCGCCCAUAUGGGGGUACGUCCGUCUCCCCCACUCUCCUCCCAGCGCAGACCCCUCGGACGAUUUAGAGCUGCUGUACGAGUUGUCAUUGCUGUCUCAAGAAUGAGGUUCCUGACCAGGAAAUGGCAAAAAGCAAUCAGACGAUUAUCUGUAUCUGGGACUGUUAAUGGGCAUGCUGCAGGACCUAAAGCUGAAGUUUUAAGGCAACAACAGCCGAGAUUAAAUACUGACUCGCCACCAUAUAGAGACAGCAGUGCUGUUCACAGAGACACAGUGUCCGCCCUCGUUCCACCCACCAAAUCACCUUUCAGGUUGCACAACAGGUCGUUCUCCAGCACCAGUCCGGCCUCGGGGCAUACAGGAGGAACAUCUCAGGAUCCAGAACGAUCCCUGACAGAAUAUAUCCACCAUCUAGAGAAAGUCCAGCAGCGGUUGGCGGGAGCCCGGCAAGGUUCGUCUGUUCUCCAGCCUGACCCGAAGUUGUUCGACCACUGAAAGCGUCCCCCUGUCUGCAUAUCGUCACUAAACUGUCCAUGCCUUACACCCAUGUAGAAAUAUGUAGAAAGGAAUAUAUCACACCUGUUGAAUUAUUUGAUGACAUGUGAUUUUUUUUUUUUUAUGAGUACAUAAAUUAUUUUAAAAUGUUUUCUAUUCUCUGUACUUCAGUAUUUUGAAGGUCACUCUUGGAUUGCAAGAACAAAUGUUUCAUUAUUUUAAAUGGGUCUGCUUGUUAUUUUUCUACUAAUGUUUUAUACCCUUUUGUGCUACUGUAUGUAAAUAGGACCGAUGUUCAUUGCACAUGUGUCCAAAUUUGCACUGGUUUUUAUACUUGAAAUCCAACUUUGAAAAUCAACUUAGCUAGUGAGUGCUUUAUUGCAUAAAGGUGAACCUAUUGUGUUUUUUGUAUUAUCUAUGUUUGUACCAUAAAGUUGAUAAAUAUUUUAAAUCUGUGCUUACAAACUAAA